AUGGCGGGAAUUUUCGAGCAGCCACGUAAUGCGGGCACCCUUUUUCUCGGCGGUCAGAAAAUUAGCGGUGCCGAUAUACGAGACCAGAACGUGCUCGCAACACAAGCUAUUGCAAAUGUUGUCAAGAGCUCGUUCGGCCCUUCUGGGUUGGAUAAGAUGAUGGUGGAUGAUAUCGGGGAUGUCACAGUCACAAACGAUGGGGCUACGAUCUUGAGUCUUCUGGAUAUUGAACACCCCGCGGGUAAGAUUCUGGUUGAUUUGGCUCAGCAGCAGGACAAGGAGGUCGGUGAUGGCACUACCUCUGUGGUCUUGAUUGCCUCGGAACUUCUGCGAAGAGCAAAUGAGCUUAUGAAAAACCGAAUUCACCCUACCACGAUCAUCACGGGUUACCGAUUGGCUUUAAGGGAGGCGGUUAAAUACAUGAAUGAAAACAUCAGCACAAAGGUUGAGAGCUUGGGAAAGGACAGCCUAUUGAAUAUUGCCAGGACAUCGAUGUCUAGCAAGAUUAUCGGUGCCGAUACCGAGUUUUUCGCCAACAUGGUUGUCGACGCCAUGCUUCUCGUUAAAUCCACGAAUCAAAGGAAUGAGGUUAAAUAUCCAGUCAAGGCCGUGAACGUCCUGAAGGCUCACGGAAAGAGCGCAACGGAAUCUUUGCUAGUUAAGGGAUACGCUCUUAACUGCACCGUUGCAUCUCAGGCCAUGAGGACACGUAUAACAGACGCCAAGAUUGCUUGCCUCGAUAUGAACCUCCAGAAAGAGAGGAUGAAACUGGGUGUUCAGAUCACUGUUGACGAUCCCCAACAACUAGAAAAGAUCAGAGAGCGGGAGUCCGGAAUUGUACUGGAGCGAGUAGAGAUGAUUCUCAAGGCUGGUGCGAAUGUUGUGCUUACAACUAAGGGCAUUGAUGAUAUGGUCUUAAAAACAUUCGUUGAGAAAGGUGCCAUGGCUGUACGACGUUGCAAGAAGGAGGACUUGAGGAGGAUUGCCAAGGCUACCGGAGCCACACUUAUCAGCACACUUUCAGAUUUGAACGGCGAUGAGAAAUUUGAGACCUCAUACCUUGGCUACGCUGAGGAGGUCGUACAGGAGCGCAUCUCCGAUGAUGAAUGCAUCCUUGUCAAGGGCACGAAAGCCCAUUCGUCUGCAUCAAUCAUUCUACGCGGCCCGAACGAUUUUCAACUAGAUGAGAUGGAACGAUCCGUUCACGACUCUUUGUCCGCCGUCAAGCGUACCUUGGAAAGUGGAAGCGUUGUUCCUGGAGGCGGUGCGGUAGAAACUGCACUACAUAUCUACCUUGAGGAAUUUGCUGUCACUGUGAGCUCCCGAGAACAACUCGCUAUUGGAGAGUUUGCGCAAUCCCUCCUCGUCAUCCCCAAGACGCUAGCUGUCAACGCUGCGAAGGAUGCGUCGGAACUCGUUGCCCAACUCCGAGUUCGCCACGCCAUUUCCCAGCGACUCCAAGAAGGCGAUGCCAAUGAAGAGGAAAAGGCUAUUGCAAAGAAGAAGACAUACCGCAACUACGGACUCGACCUAACCAAGGGACGAGUCAUGGACUCUGUGAAGGCCGGUGUGCUUGAACCCAGCAUGAGUAAGGUGAAGCAAUUGAAGAGUGCUGUCGAAGCCUGUAUCGCUAUUAUGCGUAUCGAUACCAUGAUCAAGUUAGACCCUGAACAGCCAGCAGAGGAUGAUGGGCAUGGUCAUUGA
Talaromyces atroroseus is the source of this 1704-nucleotide messenger RNA. Its product is annotated as T-complex protein 1 subunit alpha. Lineage: Eukaryota; Fungi; Ascomycota; Eurotiomycetes; Eurotiales; Trichocomaceae. Gene Ontology annotation, molecular function: ATP hydrolysis activity; ATP-dependent protein folding chaperone; ATP binding. Gene Ontology annotation, cellular component: chaperonin-containing T-complex. Gene Ontology annotation, biological process: protein folding. Bases 1 to 1704 code for a protein of 567 amino acids. The record is from RefSeq and is a predicted model, not a curated record. The transcript is spliced from 6 exons.